CCAGGAGGAGGAGGAGGAAGAAGAAGAAGAAGAGGAGGAGGGGGAGGAAGGGCCGGCAGCCGGCUCCGACCUCUCCGAGCUCUCCGACGCCGAACCCCUCUCGGAGCCCGAAGGGGCGGGCGGUGCGGCGCGGCCCCCCCCGGCGGCGGCGGGCAAGAGGGGGCCGCCCUGCUGCUCCUCGGAGGACAGCGAGAUCAACAUCACCAGCGAGGAGGAGGAAGAGGAGGAGGAAGGCAGCGAGCGGCCCACUUGGGCAUCGGGCACCGCCUGCUAUAUCUGCGGCAGCCCCUUGUCACCCACCACCCAGCACCGCGUCCACGUGCAGAAGCAGGAGAAGACUUCUCCAGCGCCCUUCUUCCCCUUCCUUUGGCUUCACAGCCCUCCGCCGGGCGCCCAGCCGCUCUCGCCGGCCGGCAGCACCCUAGUGUGUCCCUGCUGUUUCGCCUCCCUCAUGCAGCAGUGGCAAAGCUUCGAGCUGGCCAACGUGCCCGUGCUGCAGCGGCUCUACGUGGUGCCCCUCAACGCCGGGGCCAUGCCUGCCAAGGGCCGCCGAGUGCUGAAGGAGGACGGGGCAGGCGUCCCGCUGGUACCCGAGGCUUGCUACCUGUGUGGGGAAGAGUGCAGCAAGGAGGCGAGGCUGGUGGCGGCCAAGGUCAUCAACGGCAAUGCGAAGAACACCAUGCAUUUCCCCUUCAUCAGCCUCCUGCCUUGCCCACCCAGUGCCAAGGGACUGAACAAGCACUGGGAGGUGAGCAGCUGCCGCAAGUGCUUCAUCGUCUUGCAGGACCUCUGGGCCAUGUACAGGGCCUGCCACAACGAGGAGCUCAUCACCUCGGUGCAGAGCUUCCUGGGGAGGUACCACCAGGUCUUCUCCGCCGGUGACCCCAGUGGCUUGGCCGGCCACCCUGCCAUCAAGCCCGGUCCCACCUCUGUCUGCUACAUCUGCGGUGCUGAACUGGGAGCCGGCAAAGAGUUCCAGCUCAACGUCAACCCACCAGGGCGAUUUGGGGAGAAAGAGCCCUUUUUCCCCUUCCUGACAGUCUACCCACCCGCCCCAAGGGCCAGACCGGCCGACGCGACCGGGCUGGUGGCCACUUGCAUCCUGUGCUACCAUGACCUGCUGGGGCAGUGGCUGCAGCACGAGGGCAGGAACUCCCACCACCCCAGCAGCGCCUGGUCCCGGCAGUACAAAGUGGAGACCUUCGUCUGCUUCUUCUGCCGGCAGGAGAAGAAGCGAUGCCUUGGAUUAAAAGCGGUUCAAGUGGCCAGGCUCCCGGUCUUCCUCUACACCCUCCGCGUGGCCAACAGCCUGCUGGUGGAUGAUGGGAAGCAGCUGACCAUCGGUGCUUGUACCGAAUGCGGUGCCGUGGUGCUGGCCGGCAAGAGCAUGACCCCAACGGAGCCACUAGUGGUGGUACCCCCGGCUCUCAUCCCCAAGGCGUCCUCAUCGUCCCUUGAGACAGUCGCCAUCAAGCCUGUGGCUGGUGAGCCCCGGCACCGGGUGACCAGCGCUGGGGAGAGCCCGGGGACGGGUGGUGGCACUGCCCUGGACGUCGGUCAGCGGACAGCUUUGGAUGUGGAGAGCACCGACGCCGGAACCACAAGCAUGAGCCAUGAGCCGAAGUCGCCGUCCUUAGGAAUGCUGUCCACCGCCACCCGCACCACCGCCACCGUCAGCCCGCUCACCCCAUCGCCUCUCAACGGCUCCAUCGUUCCCAAUGGCAGCCCUGCAGCCAGCAGCACUUUGUCCGUCCAGGCAGCACCUUCCUCCAGCUUCGCCGCCGCGCUCCGCAAGCUCGCCAAGCAAGCCGAGGAGCCCAGAGGAUCCUCAAUAAGCAGCGAGUCAUCGCCCGUCUCCUCACCAGCCACCAACCACAGCUCCCCCGCCAGCACGCCCAAACGUGGCCCCAUGGGCCCCAUCAUCGUGCCCCCGGGGGGGCACAGCGUGCCCAGCACGCCACCCGUUGUCACCAUCGCGCCCACAAAGACGGUCAAUGGGGUCUGGAGGAGCGAGGGAAGACAGCAAGAAGCAGGGUCUCGGGGCAGCAGCAGCAGCAGCGGCCGCGAGCGCCUCAUCUCGGAGCCCCCCCUCUCUCAGGAGAAAGCGGGGGGCCCCACUGUCCCCUCCCACCUCCUGGGGACACCCUAUUCCUUUGGGCUGCCCCCCAGCUCCGUGGUCCAGGACUCCCGCUUCCCGCCUCUCAACCUGCAGCGGCCGGUCCACCACGUGGUGCCUCCGAGCGCGGUCACCGAGGAUUACCUGCGCAGCUUCCGUCCAUACCACACCGCCGAGGAUCUCCGCAUGUCCUCCCUGCCGCCCCUCGGCCUGGACCCUGCUGCUGCUGCUGCUUACUACCACCCCAGCUACCUGACACAUCACCCCUUCCCGCACCCUGCCUUCAGGAUGGACGAGUCGUACUGCCUGUCAGCGCUGCGGUCCCCCUUCUACCCGCUGCCAGCACCGGGCUCGCUGCCACCGCUGCACCCCUCGGCCAUGCACCUGCACCUCUCGGGGGUACGGUACCCCCCCGAGCUCUCGCACUCUUCCCUGUCUGCCCUGCAGUCGGAGCGCAUCUCCAGCCUCGCCGCAGAGAGGCUGCAAAUGGAUGAGGAACUGCGGCAGAGGGAGCGUGAGCGCGAGCGGGAGCGGGAGAAGGAGCGGGAGCGAGAAGCCGACCGGGAGCGGGAGAAGGAGCGCGAACGGGAGCGGGAACGCGAGAAGGAGCUGGAGCGAGAGCGGGAGAAGGAGCGCGAACGGGAGCUGGAGAGGCAGCGGGAACGCGCCCGGGAGAAGGAGCUGAGCAUGGUGAAAGCCAUGGAAGGACCGUUCCUCCCUGUGGCCGAGCUGCACGGGCUGCGGGGACACCCAGCCGAGGAGCGGGGCAAGCCGGCAGAGCCGCUGGCACCCAUCAGACCAGAGAAACUGAAGGACUCGGUGCUGCCGACACCAAAGCCCAUCCAGCACCCGCUGCACCCACCACCAGCCUCCCACCACCCCGUGCCCAGCCUCAUCCCCAACCACAACGUGUUCCCGCUGCCGGGGAGCAGCGCGGCCACGGCGCUGCUCAUCCACCGCACCAACGAGGAGGAGAAGUGGCUGGCGCGGCAGCGCCGGCUGCGCCAGGAGAAGGAAGAUCGGCAAUCCCAAGUCUCAGAGUUCCGGCAACAAGUGCUGGAGCAGCACCUCGACAUGGGGCGUGCACCGAGCCAGCCUGAGCCCGAGCAUCGCCCCGAGCAUCCCAGGUCAGGAUCCAGCCGCCACGAGCCAAGCAGCCGGGAGCCAGGGCAGCACUUCGGUGGGCCCCCACCACUCAUCUCCCCCAAACCCCAGCACCACCCGGUCACCACAUCCCUCUGGAACCCUGUCUCGCUGAUGGAGAGCCCCCCUGAUCCACCCCGGCGCCUCCCUGAGCCACACACUCUCCAUGGCCACCCGGCCCCCUUCGAGCCGAGCCGUCAGGGCAUCCCACUGGUGAAGGUGGAGAGGGUCUUCUGCCCGGACAAGCUGGAGGAGGCGACGAGGAAGAGGGAUGCUCUGGAGAAAUACCCUCCAGGACGGGAGCCCGGCGCUCCGGACCACGGGAGCUUCACCCAUGCCCCUUUCCUAGCCGAGCUGGAGAAGUCCACACAGAGCAUCCUGAGCCAGCAAAGACCCCCGGCCACCCCCUUCACCGAUGCCACUAAGCCCAGCUCGCCCUACCGACCCCCCCAGCCCCGCGCCCAGGACCCCAUGUACAUCUAUGACGAGUUCGUGCAGCAGCACCGCAGGCUGAUCAGCAAACUCGACCUGGAGGAGCGCCGGCGGCGGGAGGCCCGGGAGAAAGGUUACUACUAUGAUCUGGAUGACUCCUGUGAUGACAGUGAUGAGGAGGAGGUGCGGGCACAUCUCCGCUGCGUGGCCGAGCAGCCCCCAUUGAAGCUGGACACGUCCUCCGAGAAGCUGGAGUUCCUGCAGCUCUUCGGGCUGACCACGCAGCAGCAGAAGGAGGAACUGCUGAGCCAGAAGCGGCGCAAACGCCGGCGGAUGCUGCGGGAGAGGAGCCCCUCGCCGCCGACGGUGCAGAACAAGCGCCGCACGCCCUCCCCGCGCCUCCCGCUCUCCACCCGGUACAGCCCCGACGAGAUGAACAACAGCCCAAACUUCGAGGAGAAGAAGCGGUUCCUCACCAUCUUCAACCUCACGCACAUCAGUGCCGAGAAGAGGAAAGCUUCCCAUACCGCAGACAAGGAGAAGCUGGUGGAGAUGCUCCAGGCCAUGAAGCAGAAGACCACGCCGGCCGCCGUGGUGGUGAAGAGCUCCCCGCGGGACAGCCCCAGCGGCCCCACCACUGAGCCGCCGGUGCCGCCGCUCCUGCUGGAUCUGGAUAAACCCGUGGGCAUCGCCGUGUCCGUGCCGGAGGUGCAGAAGGCAGCAGAGCCCGGCAGGUUAGACCAGCUGAGACCCCAGGAGCUACCAAGGGCUAAGGAGAUGGGCACUGCACCGGCAGAGAAGCCGCGGCUGAGCGAUGGACACCCCGGGAAGAAGGGACUGAGCAUCCUCAGCUACGUCAGGGGUCCGCUCCCCAAAGACAUCCCGGUGCCGCUGUCCCACAGCAUGAAUGGCAAGAGCAAGCCCUGGGAGCCUUUCAUUGCUGAGGAGUUUGCCCAUCAGUUCCAUGAAUCCGUGCUGCAGUCCACCCAGAAGGCACUGCAGAAGCACAAAGCGGGGACAGCGGAGCAGAACCACAAGCUCGAUGCCUCCAUCCACUACAACAUCCCUGAGCUGCAGGCCUCCAGCCGCCUGGCUGCCCCCUCGCACAACGGCACGGCCGAGGGGCCGCUGCCCCACCGGGCAUUGCCGCCGCUGCCCCACGACUCAGCAUCCGAGGAAGAGGAGGAGGAUGAGGAGGAUGAAGAGGAGGAAGAGGAGGAAGAGUACCCCAGGCCCAAGUGGCAAGGGAUCGAGGCAAUUUUUGAAGCUUACCAGGAACAUAUAGAAGAACAAAACCUGGAGCGCCAAGUGCUGCAGACCCAGUGCCGGAGGCUGGAGGCCCAGCACUACAGCCUGAGCCUGACGGCAGAGCAGCUUUCGCACAGCAUGGCGGAAUUAAGGACCCAGAAGCAGAAGAUGGUCUCGGAGCGCGAGCGCCUGCAAGCCGAGCUGGAUCACCUGCGGAAGUGCCUUGCCUUGCCUGCAAUGCAGUGGUCUAGGGGUUAUUUCAAGGGGUAUCCCAGGUGACGCUCCUUAGGGGAUAAACCGAACAUAUAGUCUAGAAAUAAUAAUCUAUUUUAUUACCUUGAAUAUUUAAUAUUUUUCACUGGGAGGUUUGAAGCUAAAAAAAAAAAAAAAAAAAAAAAAAAAAAAGCCAAACAAGAAAAACAAAAAAAAAAAAUCAAAAAAAAAAAAAAAAGCUUAAAAAACAAAAAAAUUACAAAAAAAAAAAAAAUAAUAAAAAAAGAAUUAAAAUGGAGAAUGUGCCAUGCAUGAAGCAAAGGAGCACGGGGAGCCCACCCGGUGGAGAGCAGAUCCCAGCCCCAUUCCUUGCCCUCUGCAAGCAACCCGCCAGCCCGGCUCGGGCUCUCCUCCUGGGGGCCAGGGCAUUGCAGCCCCCCCCCCUUUUUAUUUUUUGACCCCCCCCACUUUAUAGCGCUAAUUUUUUUGUUGUUUUAUUUUCUAAAUGGCAAUUCCAAGACUCCACCGACAACACUAAAGCCGGAGGAGCCCCAAGGGGCUGGGUGCGGGGUGGCCCCCCACCCCGUUCCCCAGAGCCUCCUUUUUCCCCGAUCCCGGGGCUUCCCACUGGAAAUGCACUUCGCUAUAAAACAAUAAAGUCAAUAAACUGGUUGAAGGUACCUUUUUGUUCCUGUUUGGCGGGGAAAGGGGCACCAAAGUGGGGUUAAACCUUGUCCGAGCCAUCACCCCCCGGGCUCAGAAGUCAAGAAAAAAGGUGCUUCAGCCUUGUACUGUGUAUAUAUAUUAAAGAAAAGUUUUGUAUGUUUUUAUUACUUUAAUUAUUGUUAUAAAAAGCUUGCCUUUUUUUUUUUUUUUUGUUCUUUUUUAAAUACUUUUUGCUUUUUGUAUGUUUUUUGGUUUUUUUGGUUUUUUCUUUUUUUUUUUUUGCUUUUAUCUUCUUUUUUUUCUUGCCCCCUUUUUAUUUUCUUUCUAUUUUGGCAAAAGGAUUUAAUCGCUUUUAGUGUUUGUACUGCUGCUGGUCAGGACAGAAAAGAUAUUGAAGUGUUUUAAAAGCAUUUAAAAAGCAGGAGAAACUAAUCACCUUUUCCAGUGGGGGUAGGUUCUGUCCCUCUGGAAUCAGAGCUGAGCCCUUCCAUUGCCUUCUCCCACGUGUUUUGGGGAUAUUUUUACCUUUUUUGUUUAGUUUCUGGGUCUAUUUACCCAUUUUCUUUGAUUUCUGGGUCUGUUUCUGGUCAAAGCUCUGUUGUGGGUAUCACAGCUCCGGGUGCAGGCUCCCUCUAUCAAAUCGAUAACACAAAUCAAUUGCGCCGAGAGGUUUUUUGGGGAUGGAUGGUACUGGGGUGUCUUUAUGCCCCCCAGAAUACCAAGACAAUCAGUAGGCACUGUGGGCAUGGGAGAUGGGGUUUGCCCAUAGGGGCUUAUGGCUUGGCAUGGUGUUGGUGGCACCACCAACCUCCUCAGGCUGGAGCAGCAGGUUCAGCCUUGUCACCACGCAGCACCAUUUGCAGCCACUUCCUCAUCAUCGCAUGCCCCAACUCCCCGGGGAGGCUUUUUGUAAGAUAUAAUAGUUAUUUAUUAUUUUUCUCUUAAUUCACCACGAGACGAGCUCACGUCUAUGGGAAAAGGUGACCUCUGCUUUCUGCUUUAAAUUCCCUUGUUGCACUCGCAAAGAAAGCAUUAAAACACCCACCCCUCACCCUUUAUUCUCCCCUCCCCGGUUUCCCAUUGGCUUCACCAAAUAAAAAAGCUGUGCAAGAUUAAAAAGCAAAAUGCCCUUGUGACAGAAAUUAGUUUAAUCUUUCUUAAAUCCCCAAUUGCAUCGCCAGCCUCUGGCCUCGCUGCUGCCAACUCUGGGCUUCGCAAUGAAUUUUAACACAGCAAAAUAACAUUGCUGCUCGACUCGCUUCUUCCCUUCCCCUGUGCUGUGAUGGGGAAGAAGCCAGGGAUGGGAAAUCAUCAGCGAUUUAUCCCUCUCCUCCACUGUGCUGUGGUGAAGGAGCCUGGUUGGGCUGCAGCAUCACUUCAUAGGAGCUCCUGUAUUCGCAGGAGCUCCCAUAUCGAGGCUUUUUCCCCCCUUUACCAGCCCAAAAAUCACGUUUUUUGGAGCAAUUCCUCAGUAUUACUCCCCCCAGGGCCAUGGUGAGCGGUCGUGUUUGUACCUACCCCAUGCAGAAUUGCUGUCAAGCAGAUGUGCCAGAGCCCAGGAGGGCUGCAAGGAGGGAAAGGAAAGGCAGAAGCCCGCUGGGGGCAGUUUAGAUGCUGUGAAAGAAAACAAAAAACCCAAAAAAAGGAGCAAAAAAAAAGAAACAACCCCUAAACAUGUUCUAAGUGUACUUGUUUGACUUAAUUGUAAUGUAAUAUAUUAUUUGUUGAAUGUAGUAAUUAGGUAUUUAUGAAUAUAUCGCUGUAAUUUCUGAAAACAUCCAAAAGAAACAAAGAAAAUAAACUCUUCCACAACAACGGCAAAA
Molecule: messenger RNA, 7641 nt
Organism: Strigops habroptila (Kakapo)
Lineage: Eukaryota; Metazoa; Chordata; Aves; Psittaciformes; Psittacidae
Gene: GSE1
Product: Gse1 coiled-coil protein
Exons: 17
Coding region: 452-5218 (1588 amino acids)
Source: RefSeq, a predicted model, not a curated record